This is a messenger RNA of Capsella rubella, 801 nucleotides long. RefSeq names its product stigma-specific STIG1-like protein 4. The coding region runs from base 16 to 540 and encodes 174 amino acids. NCBI's taxonomy places the organism in Eukaryota, Viridiplantae, Streptophyta, Magnoliopsida, Brassicales, Brassicaceae. The transcript has a single exon. The record is from RefSeq and is a predicted model, not a curated record.
CCCAAACUUUCCUCAAUGAUCACCAUUAAGCUAUUCUUAUGUGCCCUAAUCUUUGUGCUCUUGAGCUCUCUUCUUCAUCAAGUUUGGGGUCAAAGUUACCAACUUAACACAACCUCUUCAUGGCUUAAGAGCCACACCAAAGCAGAUACAGCAUCAAACUGGGGUAGGUCAAAGCCACCGAUGUGUAAACCAUGGAUAUGCAAACGAUCCGGACCACCAAUGGCUCGGAUGAGAUGUUGUCGUAACCAAUGCGUCGAUGUCUUGUCUGAUCCAAACCAUUGUCGGUUCUGUUUCCGGAGUUGUCGGUUCGGGUUAUCGUGCUGCGAUGGAGAUUGUGCGGACACAAAAAGUGAUCCGUCUAACUGCGGACAGUGCGGGAACGAGUGUGAAGCGGGUGCGCCGUGUGAGUUUGGUAUGUGUGGUUAUGCUGCUCCGUCGUCACAGCCUGGAAAACGUCGUCGUCGUCGUCCUAAGUUUCAUAGGCCACGUCCUCCUCCUUCUCCAGACAGUAAACUUUAUGAUGAUCGUGAUUAUGAAUAAUCGUAACGUGGUGAGAAGAUAUAUAUACCGGUGAGAUCGAGUCGUUGAGUUUAACUAUUGUUGUUUCUGCGGUUAUAAUUAUCAUAUUGUGUGUUUUAUAGAGUUCAUUUUUUCGAUGAAUUUUUAUAUUGUAAUGAUAAUAAUUUGGUUACAUAUAUGGUGUCAUUUUGUAAUGUUAAGUAGUCGGUCCAAGUAUAACAGUCAAUUUAUAAAGUCAAGUGUUUAAUGCUUCAUUUUGAAUUGAUAAUAUUUGUUUUUAAA